This is a messenger RNA of Mobula hypostoma (lesser devil ray), 6682 nucleotides long. RefSeq names its product ras-related protein Rab-3A. Gene Ontology annotation, biological process: synaptic vesicle exocytosis; maintenance of presynaptic active zone structure; protein secretion. Gene Ontology annotation, molecular function: GTPase activity; GTP binding; myosin V binding. The record is from RefSeq and is a predicted model, not a curated record. The coding region runs from base 66 to 728 and encodes 220 amino acids. Lineage: Eukaryota; Metazoa; Chordata; Chondrichthyes; Myliobatiformes; Myliobatidae. The transcript has 5 exons. Gene Ontology annotation, cellular component: axon; plasma membrane; synaptic vesicle membrane.
GCCGCGGUGCUGCUGCAGGUCUUGCAGUGUUUGUGGAGACCGGCACUGAGGCAAACGCUUUAAAGAUGGCUUCAGCUACAGACCCACGUUUUGGGCAGAAGGAGUCCUCGGAUCAGAAUUUUGAUUACAUGUUCAAGAUUCUGAUCAUCGGCAACAGCAGUGUUGGGAAAACAUCGUUCUUAUUCCGAUAUGCCGACGAUUCUUUUACUCCAGCGUUCGUCAGUACGGUUGGGAUCGACUUCAAAGUGAAGACAAUUUAUAGGAAUGAAAAGCGGAUCAAGCUGCAGAUCUGGGACACGGCCGGUCAGGAGCGGUACCGAACUAUCACAACAGCUUACUAUCGCGGUGCCAUGGGCUUCAUCUUGAUGUAUGAUAUCACCAAUGAAGAAUCCUUUAAUGCUGUCCAGGACUGGUCAACACAGAUUAAGACUUACUCUUGGGACAAUGCUCAGGUCUUGCUGGUUGGGAACAAAUGUGACAUGGAAGACGAACGUGUGGUACUAGCAGAAGGAGGAAAACAGUUGGCUGAUCAUCUAGGAUUUGAGUUUUUCGAAGCCAGCGCAAAAGACAACAUCAACGUCAAGCAGACGUUUGAGCGUCUGGUGGACAUCAUCUGCGAGAAGAUGUCGGAGAGCUUGGACGCUGCUGACCCUGCGGUGACUGGGGUGAAGCAAGGUACACAGCUGAACGAGCAGCCUGCCCCUCCACACCAGGACUGCGGCUGCUAAAUACCUCCCAGGAAACAGUCCCAACACCUCCUUUAUUUAUUUUUACCUCUCUCUCUCUCUUUCUCUCUCUCUCUCUCUCUCUCUCUCUCUCACACUCUCACUCUUCCUCUCCCCUCCCUCCUUCAUGUCCUGCCCUCCUACUGCUCCCUUCAAAUGCAAGGCAGACAAGCCGGCUCCCCUAUGGACAAAGCUGCCAGCAGGCCUGAGAAUGCCUCCCUCCCAAAGCGAUGCCUGGGGGAGGGUGCUGUGUGAUCAGGAUACGCAGGUUAUGGAGGGUAUAAAACAAAGCCAGGACAUUUCACAUUACUCACUCCCAACUUCCCGGCUCCCUGUAAUGACGACGCCCAAUAUGGCAUUUGUGACAAUCGUUCUUUGGUUGACGUGCAGUUGGUCUGACAGCCCUCUGCUUCCCCACCUAUCCCUGGGUUAGUUCCUGCAAUUACUUCUACCUGAGCAGGGAGGUUCAGUAUUUUUGCGGUGAAAAUUUGACCUUUAAGUUUAUAUGUGAAUUAUUCCCAUGUGAGAAUAUUAGUUCUUGUGCCAUCUCUGAUACAGCUUUACGAUUGUGUGUGUGUGUGUGUGUGUGUGUCUCUCUCUCUCUCUCUCUCUCUCACUUAUUUUCAGACGUGCACAUGCGCACAUAGAAAUAUUCCAACUCCCCACUCUGGUUGUGAGGGUCUACAAGGUACUGAGGGAGUGGGGUCUGCACUGUUGACUCUGCAGUGAUCACAUGCGCCUUUGUACAGCAGUAUCGCGAGGCUCACUCUGAUCGUUCCCUCAGUUUACAUGCACCCUGACUGUUAUCCUUUGAAUUAGCCAACCUAGGUGUCACUUUUGCCAGCCAAAGCCACACUGCAGCUCCCCAUCUGUCUGCAUGGGCCUCUCCGUGCACGAUCGAUAAGGCCCAGUAAGAUGCUGCAAGCAAGCUCUGGGGCUCAUUUCUAGAUGAAUAGAGAGGAAAGACAUGUUGUAUUAAACUGGUUAAACCAUACUCAAAGCAGCAAACAAUACUAGACUCCAUAACACACACAAGUUCUGGAGAAGCCACAAAAGGAACCCUCAGGGUACACGGAAGGAAGUUGUGCAAGAUGCAAUUUCAUUCUGUGGUAAGGAGGUGAAUGUAUGACAGGUAUUUAGGAUGAACAAAAGGCUUUGGCACUUAGAAAUGUUGCUUCUCCAUAUUAGACGAUGGAGCCAGAAUCCAUCCAUCUAAGAUGGUUGAUAGCAUUUUCUUUCCUCGGAGAAUAAGGAUAAUGUGGAGCUUCCCCUGAUGGAGAAGAGUUCAGGUGAACACCGGAGAAGGGUUUAAGGGGAAGCUGAUAGAACACAUAUGGGAGAGAGGAAUCGAAGGAAAUGGUAUGAAGUGAACCUUGAGGUACAUAACUGUUCCCUCACUCAGAAGGUAAUGAAGCUAUGAAAUUUGCUGUAUCCCAGAGUUAUGGAGGUUAGAUCAUUAGAGAUAUUUAAUAUGGAGGUAGAUAGUUCAGGGGUUUGAGAGUCAUGGGGAUCUGGUGCAGAGGAGAAGGUGAGUCUUGGGGUAGAUAAGCCCUGAUCAUAUAGAAUGGAGGGGCUAGCUUGAGGGGGGCAGGCAGAUUUAAGAUGGCCUCUGCAUCCAAAUGCCUUUUGUGACUUAGAGGUGAAGUGACUGGUCAGGCUGAUGUUCGGCCCCCAUCCUCUUGUCCUUGGAAAGCGCAGAGUGGUUUCAGAAUCUGGGCUUCUCUGGUAAAAGCAAAUCUUUAAAGGUUGGCCCCUGUAAAAGGGACGAUGGCUUAAAAAUCCUGGAGAGACUGGAUGUGGAGAGAUUUCUAUUAGCAGGAUAAUCAGGGAUCAAUGGGAAGAGCUUCAAAAUAAAGGGGCUUCCCUUUAGAACUGAGAUGAGGGUGGUGAAUUCGUGGAAUUUGUUGCCACACGAGGCUCUGGAGGCCACGACAUUGGCUGUAUUUAAGGAAAGAUAUCAGCUAUGAUUGAGUGGUGGUGCAGAUGUGAUAGGUCUAGUUCUGCUCCUAUACCUUAUGGUCUUAUCUUAAACCAGCUGAUUAUUGUCCUCUGGGUAAGCAAACCGCACAGGGUCUUCAUGUAACUACAGUGGCUCGCAAACAGUGAUUGCAUCUAACUGCCCUCGAAUGUGACUAAGCAAGUACUUGUUAUAUCAAACUACCUCAUCGCCAGGUGGGAGGACAGACUGCAGCAGCUUAAGAAUGGCAUGGCUCACCACCGCCUUCUCAGGGUAACGGGGCAUGGGCAACAAAAUGCCACUCCUGCCGGUGGCAGCCACCGCAUUCUGAGCGAGUUGAGUCACUUUGCAUUUUGCUGCUGAUUAGUGGCCUCAUGUCUUCGAGAGGUCCAGAAAUAGCCCGUUCCACGACCAGAACUGUUGAUAUAAUUAAUCAGCAAUUCGCAGAAGUAGCUUUCCCAGCAAAAAAGGGUCCUUAAGGUCAUGUUUGUAGCGCACACCUAGGAUCGGCGUUGCAGUAAUUUGCCAGGGUAGUUGGACAGCACCUGUAAUCCUACUGUCUUGAGGGACAGGGACAGCAGGUGCACCUGCACAUUCCCUGCAAGUCGUAGGGCAUCCUGACUUAGAAAUUUAUCGCUGCUCCUUCAGUCUUGCUAAGUCUAAGUUUCGGAACUCUAUUAAUAACCCCGGGAAUACAUUGAUCAGAAGAACUGCUGCAGUCUAAGAAGCUGUCUCACCGCCACCUUGUUGGGAGCAUUUAGCGAGGCUCAAUGACUUCACCAGCGUCACAUCACUGAACUUAAAAAAAAAAGCCUCAGGCCUACAAUAGCCAGAUGAUUUUUUAAAAAAAAAGCAUAAGAUGAUCAUUUUCAUUUAUUUAAUAAUAGAUGAGGACCACAAUGAAACAGAAAAUGUUAGAAAUAUUCAAUUGGGCAGAAAGUCAUCUGUGGAUUGGGCAAAAUAGUUAAUGUUUAGGUUGGUGCUCCUCCAUCAGAACCAUACUGACUGCUGUGAUAGUGUCGUGGUUACGUUAUUGGAUGAAUCCAUCUCCAUGGGUGUAAUAAUUACUUGUCACAAUCUCAGCUUUGUUUUUGCUGGUAAUGCCCUCUGCAUCCCUCACUGUACACGGCUGUGGUUUAGGGCCGAUAGAUGUGGGUGAUGGUGUUGAAGCUGAUGGAGCCGACCUCGCCUUUGCUUUGACUCCAUAGCUUGGAAGCCAAGAUGGCAUUGCCAAGCAGUCAGCUUUCUCCCUGGCACUGGUGAUAUCCAGAUCUUCAGCCAUCUACUUCCCAGUCCUCUGUUCUCCUUUGUUCUAAUUUCCUCUUUUUGUUCUGUGGCUGUGAAUGCUGGAGAGUCAAUCAAUUUUUCACGAUUCUGAGGGCAGUAUCAACCCUAACCCGACCCUACCAGUACCCGCCCGGAUCUCACUGCGAUUGCCUCUCACUUUGCCACCCUCUCCAUCUUGGCCCUCAUCUGACUGAGUGCCUGGGCAUGAGUCUAGGUCCUGGACCCUACUCAGCAGCACUACGGGAGCAAAUUCAUCACACGGGGAGCUGCCGUUCAAGAAGGCAGCUCACAAUCACCUUACAGGCAGUAAGGGAUGGAACCAAAAAGCUCCCACAAUGGUCGCCUCCAAUGCAUAGUUUGGACCCAUUGUAGUGGCAAACUCAUCCAGUUUAUUCACACCGUCUGGGGAAAGACCUUGAGCCUGACCUUGCCCAGUUUAGACCCAGGUGUUUUACACUGAUAGGGGGAUGAGUUCAGAAAGGAGGAGGUUUUCUGCCACUUGAGGGUGACCAGGCAUUAAAUGGUGGCCUGCAGCCAGUAUCCACCUCCCGAGAGUGAGCCUUCUAACAAAGAAUAAUAACCCUCUCGCCUGGCAGCCUGUGAUUGACCAAUUUUUACCUGUGGUGGUGGGGGAGGGAUGCAAGGAGGUGUCUAGCAUACCAUACCUUGCAAAAAAAAAGAUUAGGGAAAAUAGACUUAAAACUCAGUAUACACUAUAUGUGGUGAUCCUUCUUGUAUAUAAGUGUAAAUAGCCAGGAUAUUGGUUAGUGUGAACUUGUGUAGUUAUUGUCUUAAUGUCUCAGAAAAAUGUUGCAGAGUUCUAACAGCUUGUUGUAGCUUCCUCUUUUAAGGUAUUUUUACCUCUCUCUGUACUUCUCAUUUCUUAAUAAACCACUCCCCUUAACUUUAUUGAAGAGCAAUAUAGACAUUUUGAAAUGGACUUUAUGUAAAAGUGUGCCUGUGUGUAUGUUGAAAAAAAAACAAUGUUCCGGCAACCCCAAAUGAAUAUUUUUGUUCCUGCUCAAUAGAGAUAGGAUUUGUAUUGUUGCUAAUACACCUAACAUUUUCAUACUAAUAGGAGGCUUCCACACUUUUUUUAAAAUUUAAAACGUUGUCUAUGAAAGCACUUCUAGGUCAAGUUCAUAAAUUCAGAAUUGCUUAUGCAAAGAAAGGCUGGGUGUCCAGUCCUAGCGGACAAUAUCAAGGCCUGAUUUCAUGGUACGAGACAAGUGAUCUCACAGCAAUGAGGAGCUAGGCUAUGAUGAUAUUGUGAUGUGAUGUGAAGCCCUUUGCAAUGCGCUGGCACAUGGAGGGAAGUGUGAAUGUUGGAUGGGAGAAGGAAGCUGGUUGCUUCUCAUUAAUUUUCAGUUCUCUAUUUUGGAUUUCUGCUUAGGUCAAGGAGUUGGAUUGGAGGUCUUUCACUCCAAAGACUGUUAAAUAAUUAGUCUGUAUCUAACCUCUGCUCUCACUGUCCUUCCAGUGUUUGGUGGGACAGUGUAGAGAGGGACUUAGCUCUGUAUCUAACCAGUGCUGUGCCUGAUAUACAUGGGCUGUCUAUUCACAUAGCCAGCAUCGCUGAUACACUGAAAAUGUAAUACCUUGACAAUUGCCCUGGGCAUAUUUAACAGCUUACUGGUUGUGUGUUUGGCACCGAUGGCUGUAACCAGAUUGGGAUCUAAAUCACUCUCUGUCAGUGUGCAUCAGCUAUGUCAGUGCAGCCUGUGAUCCCAACCUCUUUCAGCCUUUGUCCCUAAAAACAUGGUUCCAAUUCAUUAUAAACAUGAGAAAUCCCCUUGCAGCUUUAGCUGGCUGAAUUGUAGAUGGCAAAUAGUCCUGGAACCAACUCCUCCCAGCAUACUUCCAACAAUUCAUUGCUGCUGUGCAAGCCCAAUAGCAUUUGUUAAUUGAGUAUGACCUGAGGGGUAGUGUUGCUGAUUAACAUAUCUGCAAAUUACAUCUGGUGAAGGGGCAAAUUGGAGCAAGUUGUGCCAAAAUAUAUCUAUGUUAUUAUCAACGUCUUAAUUGCUGUCCCCUCCAACUUUGACCGUUGUGGAUUUUAUGCCUCAUUUGAGGAGAGAAUGGUUUAGGUGGACAGAAGAUAAUUGACUUUGGGAUGAGGCACUUCACUUCUAGUGUAGGAUGGGAAGUGAGUGGACACGUUUAGUAAUGGAGGGGUGAGGAGUUUUCUUUGGUCCAUGUUUGGGAUUGGGAAGCAUUGCUAUUAUUCUUUCUACUAGUAGAUUUAAGGAAGGGAGAGAAUGUAUGAUGGGUAAGAAUGUCCAUGGGUUGUGGGAGGAGAAUGGGACAGUCCAUGAUGGAGAUGAUGUCCAUGGGCUGUGGGAGAAGAAUGAGUGGACAGCUACGGUCCAUGAUGGAGAUGAUGUCCAUGGGCUGUGGGAGAAGAAUGAGUGGACAGGUACAGUCCAUGAUGGAGAUGAUGUCCAUGGGCUGCGGGAGAAGAAUGAGUGGACAGGUACAGUCCAUAAUGGAGAUGAUGUCCAUGGGCUGUGGGAGAAGAAUGAGUGGACAGGUACGGUCCAUGAUAGUGACAAUGUCCAUGGGUUGUGUGUGGUUAAGGUCUGUGAUGGGGGUGAGUCUCUAUAGGCUAUAGGAGAUGCAGAGAUUGGAUCGUUUCUGAUGAGCUCAUGAUUGAUGUAGUGGUUGUGCGAAGGCCCAGCUCCCCUCGUACCCACCCACCCCACCACAACCCAAC